AUGACCCAGGCGGAGAAGGGAGAGGCAGAGAACGGGAAGGACAAGGAGCGUGACCGGGAACGCGAGCAGCGCGGCGUCAAGCGUCCCAUCGUCCCCGCCGCCGUGCCCGAGUCCUUGCAGGAGCAAAUCCAGAGCAACUUCAUCGUGGUGAUACACCCUGGCUCGACGACUCUGCGGCUCGGGAGGGCGACGGACACGCUACCCGUGGGCAUUCCCCAUGUCAUCGCGCGGCGGCACAAGCAGCAAGGACAGACGGCCUACAGAGACAGCUGGCUCCUGAGGGAAGGGCUCAAUAAACCUGAAAGUACUGAACAAAGACAAAAUGGCCUUAAAAUGGUGGACCAAGCUAUAUGGUCCAAGAAGAUGUCAAAUGGUGCGAGGCGUAUACCAGUGUCACCUGAUCAGGCAAGGUCAUACAACAGACAGAUGCGGCCAGCAAUUUUAGAUCACAGCUCUGGGGCCAAGUGGACAAACACAUCAAAUCACCCUGAGUUUUUGGUAGGAGAAGAGGCACUGUAUGUUAAUCCACUAGAUUCUUAUAACAUACAUUGGCCUAUUAGAAGAGGGCAGCUGAAUCUCCACACAGGACCUGGUGGCUCCCUCACUGCAGUGUUAGCAGAUCUUGAAGUUAUUUGGUCACAUGCAAUACAAAAAUACCUGGAAAUACCGUUGAAAGACCUGAAGUAUUACAGAUGCAUUUUAUUAAUUCCAGACAUCUAUAAUAAACAACAUGUGAAAGAACUGGUAAAUAUGAUCCUAAUGAAGAUGGGCUUCUCAGGAAUUGUUGUGCACCAGGAGUCAGUCUGUGCUACUUUUGGAAGUGGUUUAAGCAGUGCAUGCAUAGUAGAUGUAGGAGAUCAGAAGACAAGCGUUUGCUGUGUAGAAGAUGGUGUUUCCCAUCGCAACACCAGGCUGUGCCUUGCAUAUGGAGGAUCUGAUGUAUCAAGGUGUUUUUACUGGCUUAUGCAGCGAGCAGGAUUCCCAUAUAGAGACUGUCAGUUAACUAAUAAACUGGAUUGCCUGCUGCUUCAGCACUUAAAGGAAACAUUUUGUCAUCUAGAUCAGGAUAUUUCUGGAUUGCAAGACCAUGAGUUCCAGAUUCGUCAUCCAGAUUCUCCAGCUUUAUUAUACCAGUUCCGACUAGGAGAUGAGAAAUUACAGGCUCCAAUGGCUCUGUUUUAUCCAGCAACUUUUGGAAUUGUUGGACAGAAAAUGACAACUCUGCAACACAGGUCACAAGGUGACCCUGAGGAUCCUCAUGAUGAACAUUAUCUGCUGGCCACACAAAGUAAGCAGGAGCAGUCUGCAAAAGCUACAGCUGAUAGAAAAGCUGUGUCGAAGCUUGGUGCAUUUGAGGGAGACUUGAGAAGUCAAGCCUCAGACAUUUCAGAGAGGAUGUACCCACAAGAAGUGGAACUGGGAUCUUCCCAGAGUGAUUGCAUGAUCGCUGGCAACGAUUCAGAGGAACCUUUAACUGCACACAUGUCCAGGAAAACAGCAAUUUCUCAGUUUGAAGGCAAAGCCCUAGGCCUUGACAAAGCCAUUCUUCAUAGUAUUGACUGCUGUGCAUCUGAUGAUACGAAAAAGAAGAUGUACAGCUCCAUCUUAGUAGUGGGAGGAGGCCUUAUGUUUCAUAAAGCUCAGGAGUUUCUACAACAUCGAAUUCUCAAUAAAAUGCCACCUUCCUUUAGAAGAGUCGUUGAAAAUGUUGAAGUCAUCACAAGACCUAAGGAUAUGGAUCCCCGCUUGAUUGCAUGGAAAGGAGGUGCAGUUUUAGCCUGCCUUGAUACAACUCAGGAGCUGUGGAUAUAUCAGCGAGAAUGGCAGCGUUUUGGUGUCAGAAUGUUGCGAGAGCGAGCCGCGUUCGUAUGGUAAUGGGUAUGCUUACAGUGGAACACGAUCAAUGGAGCAUUCCUGUCCCCAAGUGGCUCCUUUUCCCAGUGCAGAUGUAUUGAUUUUUCUGCUGAGAGAUAUUUUUAUAUUUUGUUAAAACUAACUUCAACUGAGUUUUUUCCAAAAAUGAUGCGAAAGUCUUCAGCAUCGUUAUGCUUCAUCUUUUGGAUUGCAUGCAUUGCAUUCUGUGUACAGAAUAUCACGGUGUGAGAAUGUGAGGUAAAAAGUAUUGACAUGGCAGAUGUUGAGCCAAGAUUCAUUCUAGAUAUGUGUACACAGAAGCAAUAUCUGAAGAAUGCAUGCUGAGGGCUUAAUGCCUUAUUCUGAGUCAUACUCUCAUGUUACCAGAAGAUGAAAUUUUUAAAUAGGCUAUCAUCAUGGCAAAACCCCAAACUAUUCCUUGCUGUUGGUAUUUUGCUUAUACAAUAAAUUAUAUUAUU
Indicator indicator is the source of this 2333-nucleotide messenger RNA. It is a transcript of the gene ACTR8, whose product is annotated as actin related protein 8. Gene Ontology annotation, cellular component: Ino80 complex. NCBI's taxonomy places the organism in Eukaryota, Metazoa, Chordata, Aves, Piciformes, Indicatoridae. Bases 1 to 1875 code for a protein of 624 amino acids. Gene Ontology annotation, biological process: regulation of DNA-templated transcription; double-strand break repair. The record is from RefSeq and is a predicted model, not a curated record. The transcript has 13 exons.